Molecule: messenger RNA, 2976 nt
Organism: Musa acuminata AAA Group (dessert banana)
Lineage: Eukaryota; Viridiplantae; Streptophyta; Magnoliopsida; Zingiberales; Musaceae
Product: octanoyltransferase LIP2, mitochondrial-like
Exons: 2
Coding region: 1730-2461 (243 amino acids)
Biological process (GO): protein lipoylation
Cellular component (GO): mitochondrion
Molecular function (GO): lipoyl(octanoyl) transferase activity
Source: RefSeq, a predicted model, not a curated record
UCAUUUUUAUUAUUAGAUUUGAACAAUAUAGUACUUUGGUAUUUUAAAUGAAUGUAAUUUUAAUAUUUUGGUGAUGAUAUUUGAAAUAUAAAGUGGUAUAGAACUCAUGUAAUUUCUCAAUUUUAUUUUAUUGAUCAUAUUGCUCCUUAAUCAUUUAUUUUUAAAAAUUAUAAUAUUUGUGAGCGGCUGGCGACUCUGUUUCGGCACCUUGGCACCUUUUAGCGCUUAGCUCCCAGUCCUACCAAGUUCAUUUAGCCAACAUUGCUACUUGAUUAGUAUCUAAUUGCCCAUAACGUUAUGUAACUGAUACAAAUUAGUUGUUCGACAUUGGAGUAUAACCUAUUUAAAAUUGCUUCAGUUGAUGAUAAUUUAAUGAUCAUUGGAGCUUGGUUUCAUGGCACACCAGAUGGCUGUAGAAUUCAUGUCAGUCCAAGCUUUAGGUUGAUGAGAUAAAUAAUAGUGUCUUUGUGCACCACAGUAUGCUUUUGUUGCUAGAUACUGAGACUCCUAUCUUCCAACCAAUUGAAAGAGAAGAUGAUCAAUUUAUGUAUCAUGUUGCCAGAACCCCACAAUUUAAGACUCCAUUUACACUAGAACUCAAUAUGGUUCAAACACCUCAUUUCAUAUAGCAUCGGAGGCCCCAAAAUAUCAAAUUCAGAACAGCAUCGACAAAGAAAAAUAAAUUAAUAGAAAUUUUAUAACUUUAAUUUUUUCCUCCACAUCCUGUGAAUCCAUCCUUGGGGGAGAUAUGCACCCAUGUAUGCACUCGUACACUGGCAGCACAAUGUCAAUGUCUUAACACAUCAAAUCCUAGUGCAAAACGUUAAUCUUCUAAAAAUAUACCAAACCGGCAACUACUGCAAGGUGAUGCAGCAUUACAAUUCUUUUUCGCUGGCUUUUUGUUUCUCUUGGACUUUGUGCAGUGCAUAUUUUACUUGUCAUUUAAAUAAUUGGGUUCGCUAUUGAUUGAAGAGAUCCAAAAAUAUAAAGAUAGAUGCCAAUUAGAAGCUUGUAUCGUUACUUUGUUAGUAUUAUCUACUUUAGAGAUUGAUAUUUUAAUUUUGUAAUAUAUUCUUUGUAUUGUAGAUCAAGCCAAUAGACUGGAUACCCAUAUGGUUCUACUUGCAUAUGUGAUACCUACCUAUGCCGAGAAGCUUAUGUUUUUCGAUGAACAUAAUAUUUUUUUCUGGCCUUCAAAUGUACCCGGUGGUGAAUAGAAUAAAACAUCUUAAAUAAGGUGUUGAUUAAAUGAUCAUGAGGCCUAAGUUUGCUAGAUUUUCACUAUAAAAUUAAAAUUGAAGGGCAAUAGUCCUCCCUGCAAAGCCAAUAAACUUUUGCAUAUAGGUCUCUGUUGAAGUUUAAAGCCUUGUAAUUGUUGUAAGCUAUCUAUAUGGCUUUCCUAGGCAUCGGCUGCUUCUGGGGAGACCCAAGUUUGAUCCUCUCUGUCACAAAGAAUAGUCUGCAGUGUGCUAAGGGAUUUCAUUUUUGGAACAAACACUAGCAGUAUUUUGCUGAUGCCACAAAUCAGUGCAGGUUGAGAAAUUGGCUAACCGAAGCAAACAAGCUCCUGUAUACUUCAUGUUGCAAAGUAUAAUUCAGCAUCGAUGCUUAGAAAACAUGGUGUUGGUUCUGCCCAUUUUUGGCACUACACUGAAAAAAAUGUAUGCAAGAGUCUGAGGACCUGAGAUCAGCAUAGGUCUUUCAAUCCUUGCAGAUCUGAGAAUAAUAUAUGGUCGAUAUUGUUGAUCAUUAUAUUUGUUUUCUAUUUCAACUAAAGAUACACCAUAUGAGACUACAGAGGAGCCUCGAGGCCUGUAAGUUUGGAAUUAUUAAUUAUUUCGAUGCACUUAAGCUCCAAGAAAGGCUUGCUUCUGAUAGAAAAUCCGGUAAAAUUCUGGAUACUAUCCUAUCCCUUCAGCAUCCACCAACAUAUACACUUGGAAAAAGGCGAACAGAUCAUAACUUAUUGGUGUCUGGGGCUGAUCUUAAAACCAUGGGUGCUGAGCUUCACUACACAGAAAGAGGUGGUGACAUCACAUUUCACGGACCAAGGCAAGCUAUUCUUUAUCCCAUUGUUUCUCUGAGAGAUGUUGGAUGUGGUGCAAGGAAUUAUGUUGAAGGGCUGGAGUCAGUGAUGAUAGAAGUAGCUUCCUUCUAUGGUGUCAACGCCCAUGCGGGGAAAACAGGUGAGACAGGGGUGUGGGUUGGUGACCGAAAAAUUGGUGCAAUUGGUGUUCGAAUAAGUUCAGGCAUCACUUCACAUGGAUUGGCCUUCAAUAUUGAUCCUGAUCUGAGCUACUUCAAGCAUAUUGUGCCUUGUGGAAUUCCGGACAAAGGUGUUACAUCCUUAAAAAGAGAGACAGAGAUGGAAUUACCACCUGAUGAAGUGAUCCAUGAGCAGCUGGUUCACUGCUUUGCGAAGGUAUUUAGAUUCAGUGACAUCCAAUGGAAAACACAAUGAUGAGCUCAAGUGGCGGUUACAUAAUUCAUGGCAAUGAUAACUUGAAUGGUGCAUAAAUUCAUCUACUUCUAACCUGUUCAUUGAAGUUUUUUUUAUGUGAGCCUUCUCAAUAAUGGAAGUGGGUUUUAUUGUGUCGGGUGGAUCAAUGAAAAUUAGGUUGCUGAAAUGUUCCAUUUCCCAUCCUUCGUGAUCUGUGUGAAGAACAAGAAAUUUUCAUUUGCCUUGGAAACAGAUAUUUGGAUGGAGUCUUCAGACUACACAGAUUUUACUGAAGGAUGAUUACUUACAAUCGAGCACUCCUGUAUGUGAAAGACUGCACACCUCAAAUCAUAGCACUAAAAGAGUUGCAGCUUUCUAACAUGUACAAUCUCACUAAAUUUAAGGUAUCAAGAUUAAAUCGAAUUGAGUCUAAGCAUACCAGGAUAUUAGUAGGAUGGGAAUAUUUAAUAGUGUAAUAAAUAUAUAUACAUAAUACAAUAUAAUAUAUAACAAAAGAGACAAGUUCUCUUUCUUGA